Molecule: messenger RNA, 692 nt
Organism: Candidula unifasciata
Lineage: Eukaryota; Metazoa; Mollusca; Gastropoda; Stylommatophora; Geomitridae
Source: the annotation of a GenBank genome assembly
AUCUGACGCAAAGUUUGCAUAAAGGUUGCCUACGCACAAAUGCUCGUGUUAAUUUCGAUACGGAAAACCUCGAUGGCCCAAAUGCGUCGUCUUGCAGGCUGCUCUGCGCCCAGAAGGGGAAACUGUUCUCCCUCUUACAAAAAGAGGUCUCUUGUGCUUGUACCAAUGAGAUCAACUUGAAAGAUCUCUCGCAGGCCGACUGUACGGAUAGAUGGCGUGUGUAUGCCGUUAGUCACAUACAGACCAAGAACGAUUACAAACUGAAUCUUGACUACAUCCUACAGAGUAAGAACCCGUACACUAAACCAGACGAAGACAUCAUGUUUAACGCCGCCAUAGACUACAAUCUGUACAAUGUCUACAAAUUUGAAUUUGAUGAUGACGUAGUCGUACUGACAACAGACCCACCCGUGAGUCACAGCUGGGCCAUCGCAGGAAAACACAACGUCACAGUUUCAACGCAGAUUGGUAUUGUGACACUUGUAAAUACAACACAGGUGACAGUUGAGGAUGUUGAUGAAGGCAAAGCGCCCGCACUCCUUGGUGUUGCGGUAUCACAUCACCCUAAUGCCUUGACAGCUCAGGUGUUGAUAAUGGUAGUGGAUGCAUACGAAACCAGCUGUGUCGUGUCGUUUGGCGAUGGACAAGAAUCCGCUGUAUACGUAUUUAAUAACUCAGCUGAUGGCUAUACG